CUCAUGAGUCGAGACAAAGCAUGUAGCACUACGUUACCAACGCUGCAAGGCUUGCCUGCUCCGACGCGUACGAGUUUACGUUCAACACAGAUCCUGACGUCUUUGCCCCAAAUCGUCUCUGAGUUGCUGCAAAAUUCGCUGGACGCCGGCUCUUCGCACAUCGAAGUUGGCGUGAACUGCGAGGAAUGGAGUUGCUGGGUAAAAGAUGACGGUACUGGUAUUCCGAAAGAUGGCUUGCGCAAGCUUGCGGAAUGCUCAGAGCAGCGCCGGUACCAUACUUCUAAGGCGUACGACUUGAACUCCCUUAUCGACGUAUCAACGUUUGGAUUCCGUGGUGAAGCGUUAGCUUCAGCCGCGGAGGUUUCGUGCCUCGAGGUUGCUUCAAGGACAAACGUAUCUCGAGAAUGCUGGUCUAUUCUUGUUAAGGGCCCGAAUAUUUUGUACGACGGCCCUUCAGUCCGCUGGCGAAGAGAGACGCAAGGGACCGUAGUCUGCAUUCGUGAUGCAUUCUUCAAUAUUCCAGUCAGACGUUCGUCGCACACGGCGCCUGGCAAGACGCUGGAGACGAUCCAGAGGGACAUUGAAACAUAUGCACUGAUGUUUCCCGGUGUGUCCUUCACGCUUGAGGAUACCAAUAAUCGUGGAGCCUCAAGCACGUCCCGUACCACCAAGAGAUUAAUGGCAAUACCGAAGACCACUUCCACGGUUGCAUCGUUUCGACACAUGUUUGGCAGGGCGCUAGCAGAGCAUGUUGAGGAAAUCAAUGUUACCUCAGGUGAUAUGGCAUUGAAAGGUUUCAUCAGUUUAGAAGGGGCUCUUGGGAAGUCAUACCAGUUUCUCUAUUUGAAUCAACACCCCAUCGCACAGGGCGGUCUACACCACGUGAUUGAAAGCCAGUUUACCGCGAGUUCCUUCGGGAAGAACGCCUACGAUGAAUCGGGCGCAACCAGCCUCCCUCGAUCAACCAGCCGCCGAUCGCCACGGAAGGCUCAACGCCAUGCUGUAUACUGUCUGGAUCUAACAAUAUCGCGGGCGCAUGUUGACAAUGUUCUCGAGCCGGCAAAGGUGACCGUGCACUUCGCGACUGACGAAGCUGUCUCGACGUUUCUCAGAGACGCAAUACAUCAUUUCUUAGUUCGGAACGGAUUUGCUCAGCAGCGGUUGAGUCGUUCCGCUACGGUUCACUCACCAUUGCCCAAGCGUUUGAAGACCAGUCAUGGGGAAGGCCAGCUUACGAUACUUGCUCGUACUGGAUCGAUGGCACGACCAGCGUGCCAGAACAAGCCCUCUUCACUCGACGCUGCGUGUACUAUCAUUGGCGACGGGCAAGAGAAUGUGACGAAAUCGGUUUGGACGGAUCCUUCCACAGGCGAACAGUUUGUCGUCGAUACUCGCACCGGGUUCUCAUAUCGAAGGGAAAGGAAUCCGACUACCCUCCUGCAAGAUGGGCACGAGUGGUCUUCGGGUCGGGAUACUUACGAGGGCCGACGGACUCUGAGCGCGCCCUGGAUAAAGAAGCUCGGCGAUCGUCACACGGGGUCGCAAACUGUUGACACAGUUCCCGAUUGGAUUCGCAAUGCGCUUUGUGCUAAUCAGUCUUAUUCCGUGUCGGACCCUGCGAUUCCGACGGUGCCUCCUCAUGCCUCGGCGGUCUCCCACAGCAACCAUGCUGUACGUAGGGCAGAUUACAUGUCCCUCGGUCGGUGUUCUCAAUCGCACCAUGACCGAUAUGGCCACGCGCCAAACAAAUUUGGAGAACCGAUCUCGCAGCAACUUUCUGCAGGGCAACUGGCCCGUGCAAGAGUCCUUGGUCAAGUCGACAGGAAAUUCAUAGCAUGCUUGCUUGAUGCCGAGGCGGAUACCCGGACGGAAAUAUCGUUAUUUCUAGUCGAUCAGCAUGCGGCCGACGAGCGAGUCCGCGUAGAGCAUUUCCUAGAAGAGCUUUGCCAGGGUUAUCUUCGAUAUGAUCCUGCUACAAGCCAGGGAGUCGAGGUCUUGCCGCUAGACCCUCCGGAGAGGGUAUUGCUCACGCAACACGAAGCAAGUGUCUUCGCUCGGUCAGCAUAUAUUGCGAAGGCAUUCGAACGAUGGGGCUUUCACAUAACUUCUGUAUCAGAACAGGACAGCUCGACUUCCUCCCUCGGCAAGGACUACUGUCAAGUCGUGGUGCACACUGUCCCUCUAAUUGUCGGGCAGAAGGUCACUCAGGGUAAUCAACUUCAAGAGUUCGUGAAGACGUAUAUUGCGCAGUUGACAAGCGAAGGCGAAUUUGCUUCCGGACCACAGACCGCCGAAGAUCCUGCUGACGAGGGCUCCUGGCAAUCUGCCCUACGCUGGAUGCCUGGCGCUCUUCUGGAAAUGGUCAACUCGAAAGCAUGCAGGGGCGCCAUCAUGUUCAACGAUCCUCUGAAGAAGGAACAGUGCGAACGUCUCAUAGAACAGCUCUCUACGAAAGCCUUCCCUUUCCAAUGCGCUCACGGAAGGCCCUCGGUGGCACCAUUGAUGACCAUCGCAAACGCGCCCAAUCCUCGGCGGGCUGUGGCGGAUUGGUCGCGCAUGGACGCUUUUGCGUCACCACGACCGACGUAGCCAAUCGAUAGUAGUCUCUGCGGAGUGGUGUAAG
Messenger RNA from Punctularia strigosozonata HHB-11173 SS5, 2623 nucleotides. RefSeq lists its product as uncharacterized. The record is from RefSeq and is a predicted model, not a curated record. Gene Ontology annotation, molecular function: ATP binding; ATP-dependent DNA damage sensor activity; ATP hydrolysis activity. NCBI's taxonomy places the organism in Eukaryota, Fungi, Basidiomycota, Agaricomycetes, Corticiales, Punctulariaceae. The transcript is spliced from 17 exons. Bases 4 to 2589 code for a protein of 861 amino acids. Gene Ontology annotation, biological process: mismatch repair. Gene Ontology annotation, cellular component: mismatch repair complex.